GUGGACAUGUCCGCCAUGUUUUUCGUGGCGUUGCGAGCGGAACGACCGAGACGAAAUGGACAUUAAACCCCGUUAAACUCGACAGAAAAUCACUGCCCCAACUGGAUUCUCGGCCGACGGGAACUCAUGACUUCGACCGUGCGGAGAAGCGGCAGGGCCUCGGACGUUUUGGGGCGAGUUUUUUGAGCGACACAACGGCGGGAUACAUGAUGAUGUUUCCCUUCCGUGCGGCGUCACAGUGAUCGGCGACCAUGAGCAAACUCUCGUUCCGCGCGCGAGCGCUAGACGCCGCCAAACCGCUGCCCGUCUACAGGACUGGGGACCUGCCGGACCUCAUCGACUGUCUUUCCAUCAACCGGGCCGUGCCGCAGAUGCCAACGGGCAUGGAGAAGGAAGAGGAGUUGGAGCACCAUCUGCAGAGAGCCAUAUCAGCACAGCAGGUGUUCAGGGAGAAGAAGGAGAAUAUGGUCAUCCCAGUGCCCGUGGCUGAGAGCAACAUCACCUACUAUGACCGCCUGUACAAGGGGGAGUUUGGGAUUCCCAAGCAGCUCAUCCACAUCCACCCAUUCAAUUUAGAUAUUGAGCAGCCCGACUAUGACAUGGACUCUGAGGAUGAGACUCUCCUUAACAGAUUGAACCGAAAGAUGGAGAUUAGACCCAUCCAGUUUGAAAUUAUGAUGGACAGGCUGGAAAAAACUAGCGGGAACCAGCUCAUCACUCUUCAAGAGGCCAAACUACUGCUGAAUGAAGAUGACUACCUGCUCAAAUCUGUGUACGACUACUGGGUGCGAAAGAGGAAGAACUGGCGAGGGCCCUCGCUCAUCCCUCGGGUGAAGCAGGAGAAGAGGGACGGCUCCACCAACAACGAUGCCUACGUGGCCUUCCGGCGCCGCACAGAGAAGAUGCAGACAAGGAAGAACCGCAAGAACGAUGAGGCCUCAUAUGAGAAGAUGUUGAAACUAAAGAGGCACUUCAGUAGGGCUGUCACCAUCCUUGAGUUGAUCAAACGGAGGGAGAAGGCCAAGCGAGAGCUGCUGCACCUCACCUUGGAGGUGGUGGAGAAGAGAUAUCAGAUGGGAGACUUUGAUGGAGAGCUUCUUAAUGAAGUAACCGGGCCACUCACAGAGAAGUCUAUAUAUCACACUCCAAUAUCUCUGCUUAAUGGAAAUCACCAUAACAUAGAAAAUAAAAUUAAGCACCAGCACCAUACCUCAGAGAAGGACAACUCCCAUCUUGAGCUUCCCCGCCCAAAGAGACGUUACCUAAAGAAAGCCAAGCCGGAGCCAUUCCGACAGCAGGUCCGCUCUGGGCACUGGCCCGCCAUCAGCAAGUGUGACAUCAAGCAGUAUGAUUUCCACAGCUCUGGCGAUGAAGAUGACCCACAGUCUUCACUGUCAGAGCCGGAAGAAGAGAAUGACCCCGAUGGGAUGUUUGCGUUCAGGAGGAAAGCUGGUUGUCAGUACCAUGCUCCCCAGGUAGACCAGAGCAAUGCUGUCCUAUGGGAUCACCCUGAGCUGGCAGGGGUGCAGACGCUGAGCCGCACGCACUGCCUUACGGUGCUAUCCGUCCCGCGUCGCUGCGUGGGCCUCGUCCGCCGGCGGGUGGGCCGCGGCGGCAGAGUCAUCAUGGACCGUGUUUCUUCAGAACUGGACCUGGUGCUGAGGCCUCUGGAUCCAGACCUGCUGACUGCGUCUCCUAACACAGAAGAAUCCAACUUGACUGACAAUUCAGUGUGGAGCAGUGCUUGCCAAAGGACCCCUAACAAAGCCAACUCACUGAUGGAGGCCCUUGCCAACAUUCGAGCGUGCCGCUGGCGCUGCUACCGGCCUCGUCCCAGGCAAGAUGGGGAUAGGGAGUUGCACUGCCCGCUGGGGAAUGGCAGGAAGAUACCACAGUGGACUGUGAAGAGCAGGGCUUCGGGAGCCUCUUUGGGCCUGCAGAGUCCCUCCAUCAGUGGAGUAUUAGGUGCCAUCACCGUGGAACAGUUCCAAAGCCAUCGGCAGCAGCUGGCACAGAUGCAGAAGCAGCAGCUCGCUCAACUGCAGCAGGUUCCGCGGCACUCUGUAGAGCCAGAGCAGCACAAUACAGAGACCCCAGGCCUGCUGGAUGCUGUGUCACAGACUCUCGACUCAGUCAGCGCCCAGUUUGCUGCUUCAGCUGUAGUCAGCGCUCUUCGACCAGGAGGCUGUGACUCCACCAAGGACAACAAAUACAAUAACAGCAACAUAAACGGCAUUCUCCAGUCUUCAGGAACCUCAAGAGCUCUUCAGGGUGCCAACACAGCUCUGAGUGUGAGCAGUCCAGCAGCAACCCCCGUCCACCUCUUAAGGACUGUCCCCAGUGCUGGUGGCGGCACUAACCACUUGCUUCCGGUGCUGGGGUCCUCCACCCACCAGUCCCUACCUGGGGCAGUGGCCGCCUGCCUCAGCUCAGUAACCAUGGUGUCUCCCGUCAGCCUGCACCUCAGUACUCGCACCUCCGCACCCUUGCCAUCUGCCUUAAAGCUCGCCAGGGUCGCCGCCAGGGUCACGCCCACCAGCACCAUGAGCAGCAUUGCAAGGGAGAGUCAUGAACCAGAAAGACUUGCUCUAAAUGGAAUAUCGGAGAACACGGUGGCAAUGGAGGUGACAUAGCCCCCAGCUCUAGGGCUCGCACAUGUGCCGGACACUUGGACAGACCUGCCUGAAUGAAUGCAAACCAGGGCUCUCUUUUACACGGACCUCUACCAAACCACAGCAUAUCAAACUGUCCACAAAAUUUCUUGAUUAUAUAAAUGUACAUAUUGUAAAAUUGUGAUUAUCACUACCUUGUAAAGUGCUAUAUUUGUAUCAUUGGUAUGUUUUUUUUCUGUUACUUGAAUUUUAUGUGUGUUAUGCUUUUGCACUUGGAAAUGCAACUGAAUGGAGAGAAAAAAAAAAGUGCAACUGUUUAGGGAUUGUAAGCAUGGAAAAGGAUUGUUUGUCCCUUGUUUUAACUUUAUUUUCCAGUGUUUACAUUUUGUAU
Molecule: messenger RNA, 3003 nt
Organism: Scleropages formosus (Asian bonytongue)
Lineage: Eukaryota; Metazoa; Chordata; Actinopteri; Osteoglossiformes; Osteoglossidae
Gene: epc2
Product: enhancer of polycomb homolog 2 (Drosophila)
Exons: 14
Coding region: 252-2633 (793 amino acids)
Biological process (GO): regulation of transcription by RNA polymerase II
Cellular component (GO): NuA4 histone acetyltransferase complex
Source: RefSeq, a predicted model, not a curated record